AUGUCUUGCCACAACUACUGCUCUGGAAACUACAGCUUGGGAUCCCUCAGAAGUCCCUGUCUUGUUCCUUUUCCAUCCUCCAUUGCCCUCUGCUCUACGAAUGUGUGCGGCGGCAGUGAUGUCCUCUGCUUGCCCAGCAGCUGUCAAGACCAUACCUGGCUCCUGAACAACAGCCAAGAGACCUGCACUGAACCUAGCAGCUGCCAGCCUGCCAACCGUGAGCCCAGCAACUGUGAAACUUCCAGCUGCACUUCCUCAGGCUGCUAUGUGCCCAGACCCUGCCUAGGAACUAGUUUUCUUCCUGGGUCUUCUUAUAUCUCUGGAUCCUGCCUCCCAGUAUCCUGUAGACCUCCGAGCUAUGUGUCCAGCAGCUGCCAACCCCUGAGCCUCCUCACUUAUGGAUGCCGCCCCUUGGGUUGUUUGCCCUGUGGUCCUCAUCCCCUCGGUGUUUUGUCCAGCAGCCUCAGACCUCUGCGUCCUCUCUUCAGUGGGUGCCACCCUCUGACACAUGUGUUCAGUACUUGCCAUCCAUCUUGA
This is a messenger RNA of Hippopotamus amphibius kiboko, 537 nucleotides long. RefSeq names its product keratin-associated protein 26-1. Gene Ontology annotation, cellular component: keratin filament. The transcript has a single exon. Lineage: Eukaryota; Metazoa; Chordata; Mammalia; Artiodactyla; Hippopotamidae. Gene Ontology annotation, molecular function: structural molecule activity. The record is from RefSeq and is a predicted model, not a curated record. Bases 1 to 537 code for a protein of 178 amino acids.